Molecule: messenger RNA, 815 nt
Organism: Drosophila gunungcola (fruit fly)
Lineage: Eukaryota; Metazoa; Arthropoda; Insecta; Diptera; Drosophilidae
Product: WD repeat-containing protein on Y chromosome
Exons: 2
Coding region: 352-669 (105 amino acids)
Source: RefSeq, a predicted model, not a curated record
UCCUCAUUAUCCUACAUGUUUAUCAACAUGGUAAACUCCACCCACGAAACAAGUUCGUUGCUUCUUGGCCUUGCGUGUCCCAUCCGAGUUCCCAAAUUGAACAAACCAGCAAAUCAACUUUUUUCCUACAAAUAAUAAAUAACUCAUAAUGGAGCACGAGGCGCAGUGGGUGGAAGGGAGGGAAAGGAAUGCCAAAUUGAGCUACUUGUUGCCAUGAAGGAGGGAAAGUUGUUUUCCGAUUAGUCGGAAUCAGUACCACUAACCUAGUGCAACUCGGGACGUCGUACCCUUUGGAGGAAACAAAAUUCUAGGCAUUACACCAUAUACGUCAAAAUCUACAAUAAAUUCCCAAUGAAUUCAAGACUUAGUCCCGACGAGUGGGAAAUGGAACGUAAUGGAUUGAACAAGCUGCUGGCCAGAUCCCUGAAGGAGCCGAUUCUGGGCAAGCAUUUCGCUCUGCCCGGCCGAACAGACCAGAGCCAACCCAUCGAACUGGACACCAGCCAGAGCUACAUUGCCGUGUACACCCAUCUUAAGGUGUACGCCACCGGAAUGCCGGAGAGAUUGCCCACGCCAGAGGCUAUUGGACGAGUGCAGGCAGAGAUCCAAUCGAACUUGGAGGGAAAGCCAAAGACUAGAACUGCCAAGGCACGCGGAGAUCCUGCUUAAUAGCUUGUAGAUUAUUUUCAUUAAAUUAUGAACAAUACAUUGUCAGCUUGGCAGAUUUCGUGUAAGGUAAUUUUUAAAAUUACAAUUUUAUAAAAUUACUUAAAUAUACAAAUCUUUGAAGAUUAAUUUUAGAUUUUAUGUUGAAC